ACGGAAUUUCUAGCUGUAACCUGGUCCAAAUUCCACAGUCAGACUUCCAGACAAGAAAAGGUGCUAAACUGUGCAUUUCCUCAUUAUUGGAUACCCUAAAGGGCACAUCUUUUGUACCUUCAGUAUAUAUAAUUUACCUGGGAAGGUGCUAUAGUGGACUGUUGAAGUGUAUCAUACCAUUUAUUUUAAAAAAUACUGAAAGGUGCAACUGUGAUCCCUAAACUCAAGUGAACCUUAAAUCAUUUAUAGGUGCACUAUCCAGUAUUCUAUAUAUUUAUACACAUUAUAUAUUAUACUACAUGAAAGAUACAAUUUACAGCAUUUUACAGAAGGAAUAUUUAAUAAUACAUUUUCACUUAUUUUAACUAUUUUCUACGCAGAAUAAAUAUCAGUCUACGGUUUAGGAAAGCUCCUUUAAUUUCCCAGUGGUCUUUUAUUGCCAUCUGCUGUUACACAUAUGAACGACAAGGCGCAUCAUAUUUCCUGAAAAACCUUUUUUUUUCUUUGUAACUACAGCCAGAUCAUGAAAAAGAUAACUACAUUACCUAACAUUUUUGCACAUUACUUAUAAAUUAUGAUAAACCAGUAAUUCUUCAAAUACCUACAAAUCAAGGCUGGUCCUAAGCGAGCUUCUCUUUAGCGCGCGCGCUCGGGAAGUCUAGUGACGUCCUUGGCUAGUUAUUUGAAUAAAGUUCUGACCUGUGGGCACGAGCCCAAAUUAGACAGCCUGAAUCCGGAAGUCAAAUAACCGUAAAAUAAAGCUUUAGGUUUCAACGGAAACCCGCUGGCCGACAUAUGGAUACGAGUUAAGCAUUGUCAGGUUGGUCGCAAGUUGCUUGCUGGAUUACAGACUGUAGCUGUUGUUUGGAAGUCUUUGACCUGUGAUGAGGUGGAAUUUUGUGACUGCAGGAAUGGAUGCAGAUCAUGUGAGUGAUAAAAGAGUGAGGCUACUGGCGUCUAAAACCAGAUGGAGUGAGAUGGAUGACGUAACCGCUACUCAGCCACUCAUCAGUGCGGAUGCAGAAAAGUGUAAUCAAGACAGCAUUAAUCAGUGGCAUAUUCAUAUCACUGAUGAAGACGCUCAACAAGAGAAUAUCCAGGAUUAUGCAGCACAGCAUCUGAGGAAGACUGGCAUGUCUGAAGAUGACUUGGCACUUCUUUUAAAAGCAUCUUUAUAUGGUAAAACGACAGUGAACACCGUGCAAGGAUUUCUUAGGACAUAUCCAGAAAGACCUCCUCUGACCUCUGCCUGGAACAGCUUGGCAUCAGGAAUUUCAAGUCAGUCUGGACCACCAAGUGCCAUGGAUGUGCUGACCCUCUGGCAGGAUGAUCCAGAGGAGUUGCUACUGGAUCUGGGUUUCGGUGCUGAGGAGCCUGACAUCACAGUGAAGAUCCCAGCCCGUUUUAUAAACCAUCAGUCCCAGGCCCGCGGCAUCAACGUCCAGGUCUUCUUAGAGGCUCAGCAGAAUCGCAUAGAUAUAGAGAAUCCAGAUGUCAGAAAUCGGUUUAGGCAGAUAGAGGUGCUACAGCAGGUCACUACAGCCUUCAAUUCCUUGGUCGGAAGUGUCAGUCCAGGUGCACAGGGACCUGUGGAAUCUCAACUCUCAGAAGAAGCCAGGUUGAGGAGGAAACGGGUUGGCAUGCUCUUCCGGAAUGCCUCCAAGAAGUCGCUUAGCCAACUGGGCCAUUCCCGAGACAAGCAGCCACUCUGCCCUUCAUUGGCAGGCCAAUCCUCCAGCCCAGAAUUGCCUGGAGAUCUUCCUCUUGACAAACGAAUUCCGCUGAAACGUGCCAGCCUUAGCCCUCUGGUAGAGGAGCAGACCUUUGUCUCAGAAGAAGCUGAAUGCACUGAGACCACAACCCUCCCUCAGGUUAAGAGCAGCAGUCCAAGGGGAAGUAGAGAAAUGAAGAAUGUUACAUCAGCCAUCACCUCUGCAAAAGAGGGUACAGGAGUGCCAGCAGAGUCUUUUGAGCUGGAAGAGAUCCAGAGCUUUGAUGAGGGAAGCAUAGGAGGAACCUGCACUGGCACUCCUGAUCAGCCAGGUAACGAGCGGGCAUGUCUCUCACGAGUGAGGACAAAUAGCUGUCAGUCUGACAGUAGUGGAUUUUUGGAGGAACCAUUCGUUCCUGCUUACCCCAACCCCGGACCUGAGCUCAUGAAGGUGCUGAAUGCCAUGUCAGGGGAUAGUACAGAAAGCCCACAGAAGAGUGUGGACCUGCAGGAGACAGCAGUCCCCUCUCCAUAUACCCAGGAUUCUGAUAAGUUGCUUAAACAGACUGAAUCGUCUGCAACAGACUCAAAUGUUGAUAAAGCAAUGGGACCAGCACAUAUUGGGAUGAUAAUAAGUACAGAAGACACUACAAAGAGGCACUUACAAGACACUAAUAGAACAGAUUGUUUGGUAAAUAAGGAAGUUGUGCAGAAGGACAUUGUUGGUGACUAUGUGGGAGAAAGUACUACAUUACUGAAAGACUCACCGGGUCUAUGUGGCUGUGGUGCCAAUAUUGUACAAAGUACUACAUUAAAAAAGGACUCACCAGGUCUAUAUGACUACAGCACCAAUAGUUUAAAAAGCACCACAUUACAAGAGGACUCAGCAGGUCUACAUGACUACAGUGCCAAUGCUGUACAAAAUACCACAUUACAAAAGGACUCACCAGGUCUAGUUGACUAUGGCACCAGUACCAUACAGAGUACCACAUUUCAACAGGACUCACCAGUUCUACAUGACUAUGGUGCCAGUUUUGGAGAAAGUAUCACAUUUCAAAAGAACUCACUAAAUCCAUCUCAUGAUGUGGUUGUGGGAGGUGAUUCACAGAUGAAGAUACAGAGCUCAGAUGUUUCUGUGUUUAAAACAGACUCUUCUUCCACUGACCCAAAAGCAGGUACAGAGAACAAGGUCCCAUCCCCCACAGAAGGAUACUAUGGACGUUCUGUCUCAGUGCAGAUGUGCUCGAGCUUGGCCUCACAGAGUUCUCUGAGAGGCAGCAUCAGCCACAACUCAUCAACAGGGCAAAGUCCCAUCAGUGAUGUUCAGCUCAGAAGAGAGUGCAGGGAACAGUUAGACUCAGAUGUGGCUAAUAUCCCAGACAGCGCCCUAAGCACAAACAUUCCUACAACAAUGGAACACACAUUACCCAACCCAUGGCAAUCUAAGGAGAGUUUCAAGGGACCACACUCGACAUCACUCGAUAAGGGCCGGUCUUAUGAGGAGGACACACGGUGGGAGACAGCGCUUUGGUCAGGGGCUCAGAGUUGUGGCUCCUGUGGGCAUAAACAGCGAUUCUGCUGCCAGAAUAAGAACAGUGAGGAACAGUACUCUGGCAGCCCAGAACAGCUACACCCAGCCUCCAGCCUGCCUUAUUCCAUGGAGGAACUGAUAGGCAUGAUGAGAUGUAUGUGGAAGUUCCGGAAGAUGUUGACAGAGAUCGAGGAGAGGCUGGAGGAGGAGCAGGAGUCGGUGAAUAGUUCUAUCUCAGAAGAACACAGGGCAGAGGUUCAGGACAUUCUGAAGCUGAGAACAGCUGUCAAAAAGGAAUCUGAAAUGUUGGAACAACAGCUCAGUGAUUUGGUCGAGGCCUAUGAUGACAACGUAAAAAUGAAGAUGAACAGACUUUUGGAUGAGCAGUCCCACCUGUGCACUCAGCUGAGGUUUACACCCCAACCGGGACAUAUCUCCAAAAAAAGUGUGGGCAUUCAGUGCACCUUGCUGACAGACAGCCCUGAGUCAUGUCUGUCUACACAGCUCACAGACGACACAAGGCUAAUCCACAGCAGCGAAUGGAGCCCUGGCGGCAAGGCCGACAAGCUAGACUUUGUAGGAUUUAUCAAAAGCUUAAAGGAUGGACCCAUCAGCAAUGAUUCAUUAGAAUGAAAAAAUUCUUCAACAUCAGGACUGAGGAGGAUAAAUGACUCUUGGUGUAGUAUUUUGAUGUGUUAUUAUAAUUAUAUUUUUUAAUGUAAAAUAUUUUAUAAGCUGAAUUAUUUUUUUAGUCAAAUUCAGUGAAAUGUUAUGUAUGUCUUGAAUCCAAGACCAAUAAAAUCAGUCACUGUAAGAAAUUUACAGAUGUCUACGGUGUUGUGGUAUUGCUCCUAAUAAUUUGGAAGCACAGACCUGUAAAUCCUGAAGUAAAAUACACAGUCAUAAAUUAUGAAGACAUUUAAUUAUUUUUGGUGGUAACAUGUUUAGGGGAAGACAUUUAUAGUGUAUGUAUAUUUUGAAAACACUAUAAAAAAUAAUAAUGUUUGCCAAUGAUUAUUUUUUUGUUAUUAUGUAGGUAAUAUUAUCAGGGUAAUUUUGUGUGCCAACGUAUUCCAAAACUUCUCAUUUAUUAUAUGAUAUUCAAAGCCCCUUCAAACAUGCGUAGACACACACUUCGCUGAAGUGCUGAAGUGGAGUAAAUACGAUUCACAGCUCAACAGCAGUGACAUCAAAGCUCUCAUCCUGUUUUAAACUCUACAAGCACUGGUGCCACUUAGUGAAUCACAAACAAUACACAGACACUAAGUAUAUUUAUCUUCUCUAAGCUCUUAUUAUCAUUUUAAUAUUACAUUAUCAUGGGUCUAUUAUUAGAUUAUUUUUAUAAUAAUAAUAAUAAUAAUAAUAAUAAUAAUAAAGCUCUUUACACAAAUUCCAGAUACACAAAG
This is a messenger RNA of Pangasianodon hypophthalmus (striped catfish), 4648 nucleotides long. It is a transcript of the gene itprid1, whose product is annotated as ITPR interacting domain containing 1. Lineage: Eukaryota; Metazoa; Chordata; Actinopteri; Siluriformes; Pangasiidae. Gene Ontology annotation, molecular function: signaling receptor binding. Bases 885 to 3875 code for a protein of 996 amino acids. The record is from RefSeq and is a predicted model, not a curated record. The transcript is spliced from 17 exons.